Messenger RNA from Engraulis encrasicolus (European anchovy), 1294 nucleotides. Its product is annotated as epithelial membrane protein 2-like. The coding region runs from base 195 to 683 and encodes 162 amino acids. Gene Ontology annotation, cellular component: plasma membrane. The record is from RefSeq and is a predicted model, not a curated record. The transcript is spliced from 5 exons. Lineage: Eukaryota; Metazoa; Chordata; Actinopteri; Clupeiformes; Engraulidae.
AUGGCCAGUGGGAGGGGAGCAGAUGUAAUGCCACACCCAAAUCUGAGUGUUGCUGCUGGCUGUUACCAUACAACAGUACAACAGUACCCACCAUGAUGAUUACUCCAGUCUGGGAGAGCUGCACUCGUCUCCAUGGCAGCAGGGAUUAAUUUAAUGACAAUAUUUUGAGCUUCCUCAAAAACGCUGCUGUCACCAUGUUGGCACUCCUAGCUGGAAUCUUCCUCAUUCACCUCACUGGUAUCAUUCUCCUCCUCGCGGCCACCAUCAACAAUGCUUGGUGGGUGACAGACACCGUCUCCACAGAUAUCUGGGCUCGUUGGGUGUGGGUGAAUGGAGCAUGGAACUACACCGACCUCCCAGACAUCCAUACCUAUGGUGAAGAGUAUCUCCAGGCAGUGCAGGCCAGCUCGUGUCUAGCCUGCAUCUUCUCCAUCCUGGGCCUGUUUGUGUUUUUGGGCCAGCUCUUCACGCUACCCAAGGGAAAGAGGUUCGCCUUCUCCGGCAUCUUUCAGCUCAUAGCCUGCCUGUGCAUCAUGAUCGCGGCCUCCAUCUACACGGACAGGUUUCACAGGAACGAGGCCGGGGGCUGGUACGGCCCCUCUUUCAUCCUGGCCUGGAUCUCCUUCGUGCUCACCUUCAUCUCCACUAUAAUCUACUUUGUGCUCCGCAAGAAGACGGCGUGAGAGCCCCAUGGUGUGAAGUCUAGACCUAACAAAUGAUGAGGCUUGAUGUUGUAUGUUGUUGGACUUUAAUGUUUUAUUUUUUAAUAUUCGGCGAUGUGUUGUAAGUUUCUUUUUGUUGUUGUUGUAUACAUUGUAGAGACGGAUAUAUUAGGUGAGGGAUUUUUGAAGAGGGGGUAUUUUUAUACUUCAUCCUGUUUUGUUUCCACUGUGUUUGCUUGAUUAAUGUAUUAAUUAUUUCAAAGCUAAUACAAUUUUAAUAGGGCUCAUAGAUUUGCCACGCUGAGUGCAAUGUAGAGACUGAGACUUAAAAGAGUGAAAUAAAGAGGGAGAGAGACAUUAUUAAGCCAAGGAUGCAUCACCCCUGACGUUCUCAAGCUAUUACUGCUUCCUGCAAAACAUUUGAUUGAUUUUUCAAUUAUUGCCCCAAAUAAAACCAAGUCAAGCCGCACAGAGCGCAGCAGGAAAACGAAUAGAAUAGAGGAGUCUCUUGAGUGUGGACCAAAGAAUCCAAUCUCAGUGCAUUGGCCUCCCACAUUAGUCUUCACAGCUUAGUGACUCACGUUAUUCUCCAGUUCAUACACUAUGGCAGUGGUUCCCAAACUUUUUCAGUG